Molecule: messenger RNA, 2154 nt
Organism: Amphibalanus amphitrite
Lineage: Eukaryota; Metazoa; Arthropoda; Thecostraca; Balanomorpha; Balanidae
Exons: 6
Coding region: 133-720 (195 amino acids)
Biological process (GO): protein stabilization
Cellular component (GO): membrane; cytosol; cytoplasm
Molecular function (GO): protein-folding chaperone binding; adenyl-nucleotide exchange factor activity
Source: RefSeq, a predicted model, not a curated record
UUUGUUAUCGCGACGAAUGCGGCGAAAAACGGCGCGGAUUUUUGUGGUAUUUCAAUUUUGUAAAUUUAUUUGAAAGCGUGUGAACUGUGAACUGGUCACAAAUUAAAGCAAGUACCUACCAUCGAUUGCAAGAUGGAUUCGCCCGACUCAUCAUUCUCAGUUAUAAUCCAACACAUGGGUAAGAAGGAAUCGGUUGCCCUACCAGCUGAUAUCACUCUGGGCGACUUCCAGAGGACCGUCGAAGACAUGACGCACGUGCCAGUGGCGGCGCAAAAAGUCGUGCACAAGGGUCGUGACCUGGCCCGUCACGAAUCGGACGUUACGCUUCAGGACUGCCGGGUAAAGAACAAAGACAUCGUUAUGAUCCUGGGUCUUCCCGUCGAUCCGGUGAACGAUGAGACCCUGGCCGCCAUCGCCGCCCUGGAAACCCAGUCUGAGGCGGUGAUCACUCGACUGGACGACAUUCAGAAAGAUCUGGACGGCGCCCGAAAGGGUUUCCUGCCAGCCAGGAUGGCCGCCGAGGUGCGUCCCAAGCUGGAGAAGCGUCUGCUGACCGUCUCCGAGGAGCUGAUGCGCCUGCUGGAGCGGCUGGAUUCCAUCUCAGUGGGCCAGAGCUCAGAGUCAGCGCGCCGAAAACGAAAGGCCGUGGUGACUGCCAUCAACGCCCAAAUGGAUAGGGCAGAUAAACUGAAGGAGAAAUUAGCAGAAAUUGGCUCAUAGGUUGAGAUAGGUAGAUAUUAGGUAUUUAUCGAUAUCUAUUUCAGCUAGAGAUGAAUAGAUAUUUGAUAUUUAUCUAUAUCAAGUGUUGGAAGGGUAAGAUUCAGAUGGUGGUUCUUGGCUUCAAGUGCUGGUUCCGGGGUCUCCCGCUAGAGGCGCUGUAGUAGCGGCCCUAGUUCGGCGUUCUGUCGCCAGAGGCACUGCCACGGUUGCGAGCUUCUGAUCCUCGCCGCUUGGCGUGCGAGCGCAGGUGAUGCUUGUUUUCUGGCGAUGCUCUGAGCUUCGAUCAGUCUUAAUUGCCGUCCAGAAAGCUCCUUUGGCAGCUUGAAAGUGAUGUCCUGGGCCUAACACGCGGCCUCGCCAGCUUAUUGCCCGACUAGCGCAUGACUAGCCCAUGACUAGUACCUGACUAGCGCUAGUCAACAGAUGGCAAGUACUAAUCAACACCUUAGCCCAUGACUAGUACCUGACUAGUGACUGGCUGCCCGCUGCAGUCGCCAUAUUAUGCGUCUACGAUGCGUCAUGCGAGUCCUUUGGUUAUCAGAAAAUGCUUGAGUGGCUGUUGAUUUGGCUGACUUCUCAUAUGCGACAACCGAGGAUUGACCUGCCAGAUUAGCGACUACCGACUGCGUUUACCAGCGAAGAAUUGACUUUGAGUCCCUUUCGAUUCAACGGUUAAUCAGAUGACAUAUUUUAAGAUAACGGUUGUCGCGAGAUGGGGCUCCAGAUUGACCAAAGUUGCGAAAUUAAGAGUUUUCUGGUAAUUAGGAUCAACAUGCACUGUAAGUUGUAACUUUGAUAAUGAGCGAACUGUCCAUUAUACCAAAUCGGAUGACUUUUUAGGGAGCUGUACUGCCUGGAACAGACGGCGUUCUUUUUCGCCCCAUUUCGAGUCGAAAUGACGACGAUAGUAAGCGCUACUUGUCUUCCUUGGCAGUUGUCAUACGAUUGCAUAUGAUCUGUUGGGGUUAUACUCAGUGCUAAAUGGGUAAAUUUGCCGUCCAAUGCACGGCGCAUUGGUGCAUUCGAAUUAGUGCAGUGCACUAGUUGAUCACCGAGGGGGACCAGCUGUGUAUCUUCUCCGAGAAUCGAGGACCAUCUUAGUUCAAAUCAAAUGUGUUCAUCCUCAACAUGAGAUCAUUCUAGCCUUUUGAAAGUACACAGAAUGUCCACCGGCAUUCUUUACCGGGUGGCACUGCCAGCUUUUAUUUGCAUUUAUUUGUGACAUGGAGUAAAUGUUUCGGCAAUAAGCUAUAUUUUACCACAUAGCGGAUAUUUUGGGAUAUGACGACUUUGAAUAACUGGAUAUUACGUUUUUACUGAGGCCAAACCUGGUGUGUCGCUCUAUACGCUUAACAUGUUGAUGUAAUGCUAUGUGCAAAGUCGCUGAGUUUUUGAACAGCUCCUGCAACGAAUAAAACACAUCGUUUAACCCUC